GUCGGAGAGCGGUCGGGGGACGGCGGCGGCAUGGCUUCGUCGCAAGGCAAGAGCGAGCCGCGGUUCGCCGACUGGAUGGCAGCUCUGCCCGACAGCAUCCGCAGCACCCCGCUCACCAACCUGGCCAUCCCAGCUUUGCCAGCACUUCAUGCUUAAUCACAUAGUAGAGCCUCUGAGAGGUCCAGUCAGGGAGAAAAUGCAGCCUCUCCAUGUAUGGUUCUGGAAUGCACGUCGUGUUCUGUGUUGCAGAACUACUUUCCCGAGAUGAAGACAAAUGGUUCUCAUGACUCCUUUAGCUUCUACAUUGAUGAAGCUUCUCCAGUUGGGCCCAAACAGCCAGAAACGGUCCAGAACUUUGUGUCUGUUUUUGGAACUGUGGCUAAAAAGCUGAUGAGGAAGUGGUUGGCUACACAGACCAUGAACUUCACCAGCCAGCUGGGUGCAGGUAUACGGUAUUUUGAUCUUAGGAUUUCCACCAAGCCCAGAGACCCAGACAACGAACUCUACUUUGCCCAUGGCUUGUUCAGUGCCAAAGUCAAGGAAGGCCUGGAAGAGAUCAAUGCAUUCCUUGCUGACCACCCAAAAGAAGUGGUUUUCUUGGACUUCAAUCAUUUCUAUGGAAUGCAGAAAUACCAUCAUGAAAAGCUUGUCCAGAUGCUCAAGGACACAUAUGGAAACAAAAUGUGUCCUGCUAUAUUUGCCCAUGAAGUAAGCCUCCAGUACCUGUGGGAAAAGGAACACCAAGUGCUAGUUUUUUAUCACAGCCCAGUGGCUCUUGAGGUACCAUUUCUUUGGCCAGGCCAGAUGAUGCCAGCUCCAUGGGCAAACACAACAGAUCCAGAAAAACUGAUUCAGUUCCUCCAGGCAUCAGUCACUGAAAGAAGAAAGAAGGGCUCCUUUUUUAUAUCUCAAGUAGUGCUGACACCAAAGGCUAGUACAGUGGUGAAAGGGGUUGCAAGUGGUCUCAGAGAAACAAUAACAGAAAGGGCUCUUCCUGCAAUGAUGCAGUGGGUCCGAACUCAGAAACCAGGAGAAAGUGGUGUGAAUAUUAUCACUGCAGAUUUUGUAGAACUCGGUGACUUUAUCAGCACUGUCAUAAAGCUCAACUAUGCCCUGGAUGAAGGUGAAGAUGACACAACUUGAUAGUAUUGCAAUAUAUUUGUUGUUGCGCUGUUUAGAAUUAAAAAAAAAAAAAAAAAAAAAAAGAUUGCAUUUUAAAAGAAAUAUUGUGUAAAACACUGAUCUUCCUAAAACACAUUGAUGUGUUUAGGGCUUCAGUGGCUGAGCUUGGGGGAAAUAUUUUAAUCAGUUGUGAUCAUUUUUUACAUUUGUGUUUCAUGUGAAGAGCAAAACUAACCAUGUUUACAGUGUUUGAUAUAAGAAUACCAUUUACAUGUUUUCCAUGAGAUACCAAAAGCAAUUCUUGUGUUCUAUGAUUAUGAACAGUGCCAAGAAAUUUGCUGCUUUCAGCACAGUGGAAUGUGUGUUGCCCUGGGUCUGCCCACAGCAGGAUUCCCAAAGGUGUGAACAUUACACUAGGCAUCUAAGGACAGCAAAUAUGGCCCUAAAAUUUUCAGCCACUACACUUCAUCUGUUAGGUGAUUUAAUGGAUUGUACUUAUUGAUAGUUACAGGUUUAAAUGCCUUUGUGAAGUAGAUACAAAGUCAUGUCUCCAACUCAUGUUUAAUCACUGGAUGGUAAACACAAUGCAUUACUCAGCUUGCAUAGAGUGUUGACUAAAUCCUGCUUGCUUUUUAUUCCCAAAGUUGAGUUUUUUCAGUGUCUCUGCCCCAGGUUAGGUAAGUCAGCAGUUACGUAGUGCUGGGCUAAGUGUGUUCUAGGUGCUGCCAGUGUGUAUUUUCUAUGGCUUUAGCAGGUAUAGCUAUUUUCCUUGGCUUUGCUUAGGCCAGCUUGGAGCACCGCACCUUCCCAGGACCAAUCUCAUGUAAGAGUCUGAUCCAACAUCCAUUGAAUUUAGUAGAGAAAUUUACUGUGUUUAGCAUGGACUGGGCAUGGAAUCAGUGAACAGGAUUUUGUCCCAUAGUAGAAAGAUGCUUUCUGCAGGAUUAAAAAUACACUUUAUUAAAAAUAGAUGCAGUCUGAGCUUCUUUUUGGAGCACCUGUAAAUACAACAGGUCUCUGUGGAUUAAAAAAAAAUUCAGUGCCUGUUUCAUCAGUGAAAAACUGCUGCACUAAAGAGUGUAGUAGUUCAAUACCUAGCUAAAAACAAUAUGCUGUAGUCGUUACAUUGUACAUGGGAAAUAAUGCAGCAUAACACAAGUUUAAAAGUCUACUGAAUGGCACUGUUCUAGCAGUGGAAUCUCUGAUCGCCCUACUUUUGAUAAAGCACAUAAAAUUCAAAUAUAUGGAAAAUUUAGUAAGUUAUAAAAUAAAAGCAUUGCCACUGUGUAACACCUAACUGGAUAUAGUGCCAUCAGUCAUAUGUCCUGAGUCCAUCAGUGCGUAUGCACACAGGUUUGGAAAGCAAAACAUUUCAUUUGUACAAACCAAUAGAUGCUAUACUGUCAUACAAGGAAAAUUCUCUUUGAAAUGUUGCAAUGCUUUAUAGGACAAGACUAAGGUCAAGUUUCCAUUGAUAUUGCUAGAACUUUCCACUGAGUGAGAAGGGAGAUAGGCAUCAUAUAGUACUUUGUUAUUUUCUGUCAGAUGGUAAUGACUACCAUCUAUCAUGAAAUUCUAUCAAAACAAAAAUGAUCUCAUUGAACAGGUGAGUUAUGGGGGAUUUGUUGGUUGGUUUUGUUGUGUUUGUUGUUGUUGUGGGUUUUUUUAAAAUCAUUUUAUGAAGAAGUGGGUUAAAAUGAACACUUGCUGCUAUUUUGUAUUGAGAGAGGGUGCCUUGGAAAAUGUGUGUGUGCGUACAGCUGAGAAACAUUUAAGUGUAUCUGUACUAUAAAGACACAUUUUAAAUGUAUGUAUACAAUACAAAGACAUCCCUGCACACUUCCAUAAUGAUAUUCUGGAGGAGUGUUACGUAUUUGCUUGAAGAAAACUGCAAUUAUUAGGAAGUUAUGAUGCCUCCCGAAGUAGCAGUUUUUUUCUAUAUUAAAAGCGUAAAAAUCAUCCUUAGUGAAAUCUGUGAUCUAAGCCAGUUAGGUUUUGUACAGCAUCAACAUUUGACUCAAAUUGAUGUAAAAUAUUUGCCAUGAGCCACAGCCCAUCUUUGCAUUGAACAAGAGGUAGAGCUUGAUGCUUUCAUCCAGACUACACAAGAUGUCAGGUGGGUUGGUGCACAUUGUUUUCAGUCUCCGCAGCCUUGCCAAGCAAAAUUAAUGUAAUGGACACAUAAAGUAAAACCUGAGCAUGUGUGUCCAGGAAGCCUGUGCAAACUGAAAACUUGUUGGUUUUACUUAGUUCGUAAAGCAUUUCCUUUUCUUCUAUGUGGAGUGUGUCCUAUAGAAACAUGAAAAUGUUUGCUUAUUUAUUCGACACGUGGUGUGAAGUGCUCCUUUUAUCCCUUUGUGUCGCUGGAUUUACUUGCUUUCAGGUUCUUCCUGUCAUUCUUUAGCUACUUAGUAUAGUCUAAUUAUUAAAACUGUCCUUCUAAUGCUGUAAAACAGUCAGGAUCUUUGGAUGGAGCAGAAACUGGGUUUGUUCUUUUGGAUUCUGGCAGACAUCCUGUUGGAUCUAAGAGCACUAACACUGAGUUCCUCCUGGGACAUCUGCCUCAAAUACACACCAGACACACCAGGCCUUUCGCUUACACAGGGGUGUACUCAAAGCAAGUGUUCUGCUUGUUGAAGAAAACGUGUGUGCGUGUGUGUGCCUAUAUAUAUGAAUAAAUAUAAAGUUAUAUCAUAUCUUCAGUUUGUUGACGUUGUUAUGAAAUGUUUGCUUAGCAUCAUUGUAUUCUAAUUGUAUUCUAAUUUGCUUAGCAUUGUAUUUUAAUUGUCAUUUGGGUGCUGGAAAAUAAAAGCAAAAACAAAAAAAAAACCAAUCCUCUGACAAGAAGGAUGAUAGACAAAUCACAUAGUUUCUCCAUUAAUUGGGGAAAAUGUUAAAUUUUGGUCAGAAAAUUUGUUUUCAUUUUGCUCUCAAUCUCCUUUCUGUUGGAGAAGCACAGUACCUUACAAUGGGGACAGGUAAACAAACAUGCCUUAAUUACUAAAAUAAAAAAGUGGAGGUGGGGGGAGCAUGCUAUCCACUCUUUCCUGGCGAUUUCAUCUGUAAGGCACCAAAACUGUACUCAAACUGUCUUGAUGGGGAUACACUCCCAGCUGGAUAUCAUCUGGGAGAUCUCGCCAGAAAAGAACAAGCCAGAAAAGACUAUGCAACACAACUGGACCACUCUAGAGGCCCGUGUUGCCAUCCGUAUGCAGCUAAAACUUUUUGAUUUCAGCCAGAAAUGUGCUUGCAGAAGGACUGUAGGCCUGGGUCGGACUAGUUGUCUGACCUCAUUCAUUUGGGAGGUUUGUACACAUGCAUUAUGAGGGAUCCUGCAUGGAAAGUUAGAUGACUGUAAUCGGACUAUCAGAGGAAAAAUACCUGUCUAUGCUAUUGAUGUCCAUGAGCAUCCUUUUAUUUAAAAUGUGAUGUCACUUGCUGUCAAAGCGUUUUCUCUUUCUGUGUUCAUUUUCCCCAUUGCUGUGUUCACUGGGUGCACAUGAAGCAGUAUUGCUUUCUGAACUUUUCAUGUGAUUAGUUACGCUUUCUUUCAUUCAUGAAAAGUUACAACUGCCUCAUUAACUCAAGAUGAAAGGCAUUGGAGCAGUUUCUUAGCCGCUGUAAAGCUAAGUGGCUCCAUCUUUCAGUUUGUGCAAACUGAGGGUCUCUUUGUUCUAUGUUGACGCAAUUUGUGUUGAUGGGAAAAAAUACAGGAGCUGGUUCCAGGAGUACAAGUCCAGCCUUGGGCAGAGGCUCAGAAUCAGACCAAAGGAGCCUAGUUUUCCAUCAGUGGGCCAUUUACAUUCAUUUGCUGUUGGUUAUGUUACUAGUUGUGCAGGUCCUGCCACUUCAAGCCAUUCUUUUAAACGUGUGUAAGUUUGUGUAUAUAUUUGCACAUGUGUGUGAGGGAAUGUGUGAUUGUGUAUGCUGGGCUAAGUCCUCCUGUCAUACUGAUACAAAUCUAGGCCAUUUCUAGUAACUUCAAAGCAUUUACUAAUGUUUUACCCUGGGAUGAGAGGGAGCAGAUAGUCAUUGACUAGUAAAUAUAUGCUGUGUUGCAAAGGACAUAAAAAAGUUGGGGUUAACUCUGCCAUAUUGAAAAAGUGGAGUGCCCUGAAAAUAUAGCGCUAGUGCUGUUUAUGCUCACUAUAGUAUACAGAGCAUUAGGUGUUAGCAUCUGAGCAGACUGUUUGGUGAUUUCAAGAGUUCAGUUAACACCAUUUUAAACUUCAAAACUCUUUUUCAGUGAAGUAAAAGCUAAUAGCAUAUAUGAUGUAUUUGCCAUAUCUCAGUGGUAGCUUCUGUGUUACAUACAGUCAGCGUUUUUCUGAAUCGUAUAUGUUUACCAGUGCUGAGGUUAAAAUAUGCUCUAUAGUAUGUGCAGUGUAUUGAUUAUAGGUAUGUUGGAGUUCGGUGAUGUAUUUAGUUUUAACUGUGCUGCUGUUUCGUAGAUAUGUGUGUGUGUGGAAGUAUGGAUUGUCUACAGUGUACGAGGAAAUAAUAACUAAUCCUAAAGGAAAAGGGCAGUUAUGUAACCUGCCUUAAUGCAUUUGCAUAAUCUUAUUUAAAGCCCAUAGUUACAAGUUCUGAUUUCAGACAUUACUGGGGAUUGACUGUAGUGCUGACUCCCUCACUUCUCUGCAUUAAGGAGUUAAACUCAAAGUUACCUGGAGCUCACUUACAUAUCAAUAAAUGGAGAAUAGCAUGUCUGCACAACCUUGAUUGUACGUGGUGGCAAAGAUGUGUGAGUGCUACAGAGCAAAUCACUUCUGCACACACACAGCUCCUCUUGAUGCCAGCAGGAAUCUUGUUGAUGCAAUUGAAAGGUCUGAAAUUCCUCUUCUGGGAUGCAGUCAUGAUGUUAAGGUUGUGGUACCCUGGCGUUAUGGAAGUGCCUGGAUGCUGUGCAAUACUGCUCAUGUCCCAUGUUGGAAUGUAGCUGUAAGUCUGCAGUAAAAGCUUUGAACUCUUCUCCAAUCCAGAUAGGACUGUAAAAAUCCUUAUGUAAAAAGGAUGAAUAUCUGAGGCUAAGCAGCCUGGCCUGGCAUACCCACCUACAGCAUUCUGCUUUCAGGAGCCUUGGCAGCUUAAAUUAAGAUGGUUGUAGUAAAUUCCUGGAGGCUGACAGGGCCUAGUGCUCUAGGAAGGGGAAUGUAAAUCUCUCGGUUGCCCACAGGUAUGACCUCCCCUCCUACCAUUCCUACAGCUAAAUCUAGCUCUCCUUUCAUGAUUUCUUGUGAGAGAUGCCACUGAUUGAUUCUUAGGGUGAUGCUGAAAGACAUGCAGAGCAAGGAAUGUGCCUCAUGCCAAGCUGGUUGGAUAGGAGUAGGCAGAGCACUCUUGUUUGGCAUGAAGUCAGCCUCAGCAAAUUACUUAAGCAGUGACAGAAGGGAAGCAGAAGUCUGCUUUGAGACCCUCUUCUGUUAUCUUUGUCCAGCUACAAUGCAGCAUCUUUCCACUUUUCUCCUUUGUCUCUGUUCAGCACUCCUCAGCUUCUGUAUUCUCACCCCUUAACUACUUAUGGUGAGCAACACUGUGCUCGAAGUGAGUAUUGUACAGGUUUGUCAUCCUUACUAGACCAUCACAGUUCACAAGUUCUUACAAGGUCUGCUGCUAAAAGAUGGAACUGUGAUAUCUGAUGGUUAUGUCCAUAUCCAGGUGACAUACACAUGUUCUCUUCAGAGGACCUCACCUUGUCUUGUAAGAAGUCCAUCAUAAGCUUUCUCUUGCCAAAUUAAAAACAAACUGGAUGAUAAGUCAAUGACUGUCUCCUAAUUUUGAGAUGCAAUUAGGCUUUUUUUCUGCAGUGGAAUAAUGAAGACUAGUCUCUUCCCUUGGUUUUAGGUUCUGCCAAAGCCACUUCGAUUAGCAAAUUCCUAGAGUAGGUAAAAUUACUUGAACUGGAAAAUCAGUUCUGCUGUGAAGCUGGGAUCUGGGAAAGCAGAAUCCUGGGCUCUGUAUGUAUUGUUAUUGAAAAUGAUGAUACGAGCUUAAAAUUAAACUUUAAAAGAAAUAGGCUUGUCAGGACACAUGUUUUUUGCCUGCCUCAGACUUGAGUAGCUUUAGGAUCAUGCAAAGUGAUAAUUGGGAUGUUAUUGCCACUGCCUCCUGAUGAUAUUCAGGGUCUCUGUUCAGAAGCCUUAUUAUUCCAAAUGAGCAUUAAUGCAUUUGAAUGACUUUCUUCAUUUCUGUGGGAAGAAAAAAUGGGUAACAUUGAGGACAUGGAGCUCCAUGUGUGUUGUGCCCACAAAGGUUCACAGAGCUGCACCUUCUCUUUUUAGGAUCUACUUAAUAGUACUUUAAUAAAUGUUGUGUAAAAAAUGCCUACAGUUCUGUAUAGCAAAUGUGAAUUUUUAUGAGAAGAAUGUGUAUUUAAUGUAAAAAUAAAUAAAUACUGUUUCUUUGUAUCCAGUGAAACAUCUAAUAAAGUUCUGGUACCUGUGU
Messenger RNA from Numida meleagris (helmeted guineafowl), 7566 nucleotides. It is a transcript of the gene PLCXD3, whose product is annotated as phosphatidylinositol specific phospholipase C X domain containing 3. Gene Ontology annotation, cellular component: synapse. The record is from RefSeq and is a predicted model, not a curated record. NCBI's taxonomy places the organism in Eukaryota, Metazoa, Chordata, Aves, Galliformes, Numididae. Gene Ontology annotation, biological process: lipid metabolic process. The coding region runs from base 214 to 1143 and encodes 309 amino acids. Gene Ontology annotation, molecular function: phosphoric diester hydrolase activity. The transcript is spliced from 4 exons.